This is a messenger RNA of Trichophyton benhamiae CBS 112371, 1224 nucleotides long. RefSeq lists its product as uncharacterized. NCBI's taxonomy places the organism in Eukaryota, Fungi, Ascomycota, Eurotiomycetes, Onygenales, Arthrodermataceae. The transcript has a single exon. The record is from RefSeq and is a predicted model, not a curated record. The coding region runs from base 1 to 1224 and encodes 407 amino acids.
AUGGACGCAGAGCGUACUCAGGAUCUCACGGAGGAGAAAGGUCUCGUGUUGAGCAGAAGAGCGUCUUUGGAAGCAGUACGAGCAGCACGCAGAGAGGCCGAGUAUGGCUCUGACAAGUACUGGAAGCUGCUGAGGGAUGUGCUGGAAAAAUCAGCAGAUCUGUCUGAACAGGCAUGGAACCUAAGGGAAAGAUUACUAACCCUUCAUCACUACCCCCAGGGGGGUCAGCAUGCUUAUAGACAGAGCGACAGCGCAUUCGUUUAUCACAAGGAGCGUCUAGAUGCGCUGCUUCAGAUGAUCGAUAAGAGACAACUAACACACAGAGCGAGGGAACGGAUGUCACCAUCUCUAGAACCGGACAUCAGCCCCAUCGCACAAAGACUUUUCAUUGAGCGGGUAGUAAACACCAGGAAUGAACCAAAAUGCCCACGCCGGUCGUUUGUGACGGAUAUCAGGGUGGCCUACGGUAAAGCCACGGUCAUGGGACGAUCGACAAGCUGGUGCUGGUGUACAAUAAGGGAUAGACAGGUCCCACCCACCGACCUGAGAGCGGUGGAAAUCUUCCCGCACUCGCUGGGUCAGCAGUGGAUGACCUUCAUUUUUGGGCCAGAAGCAAGGGGGCAACUAUACACUGUUGCUAAUGGCCUCCUGCUGCCACCAAACCUGGCUGAGCAGUUCAAUCAGUAUCGAGUCACGUUAGCACCCACCAACCAUAGGUGGAGCGACAACGGUGAUCCAUGGACCUGGAAACUCGUGAUAGUUGACGGAAAGGGCCUCUGGAACGAGAUCACGGACUGCGGAUUGCGCUAUAGUGAACUUCAUAAUAGAAGUAUACCCUUUCAAGAUGUGGUGCGCCCCAAUGGCAAGUUUUUGUUUUUCCACUACCUAUGUGCGAUGCUGCUUCAGGCACGCCGAGACGCGGAAUAUGGUGCCAUGCUCGAUGAAUCGGGCUUAGAGGACUCCUGGACGGACGAGGGGAGAGUGCACAGUGGCCCCUAUAUCAGGGACACGGUGUUGGGAGGCAUUGUCGAGCAGUUUGAUGAGUUUGGUGUCUCGCAGACCUUCAGAACGAAAAUCAUGGCGCACUCCAGGCCCACGGACGACACGGAGGAGGAGGCCGUGAACGUGCUGGUCGCCAUUGACCCCCAAGCUGAGAUGGCCGAGGACAGUGAGAGUGAGGAGGAGGCGACCGAGUGUGUGGACGAGAUGAUCGAAAAGUUUUAG